UCAGUCUAAAAAAAGGAAGGGGACUAUAUCUAUGCCCUGGUAUUAUUUUAUCAGCAAACGAAACAGCAUAGAAUUGGAUGCAUUCUUGAUUGGUUGACUUGAUGCGGGCUCUCAAGGUCUUGAGGGACGGGGAACUGGCCUUGACUCAUCUACUAUCGCCUCAUAGGUUAAAACCCAGAUCAUCCUACAAUUUUCACACAUCCCCGCACCCAACUGCCCCUCACACAACCACUAUACCAGCAUACACCAAAAUGGCUUCAGACUCCAAAGGAAGUCCAGAUUGGACUGCUAAAAAUGUUCGGGACACCUUUCUUGAUUAUUUCAAGAAAAAUGGCCACACUUUCGUGCCCUCUUCUUCGGUUGCUCCUCUAUCGGAUCCCACUUUGCUAUUCACCAAUGCAGGGAUGAACCAGUAUAAAUCUAUUUUCCUAGGCACUGUGGAUCCGAAUUCCGAUUUCGCGAAGCUGAAAAGAGCUGUUAAUUCCCAAAAGUGCAUCCGUGCUGGCGGAAAACAUAACGACCUUGACGAUGUGGGCAAGGAUAGCUAUCAUCACACAUUCUUUGAAAUGCUUGGCAACUGGAGCUUUGGUGAUUAUUUCAAGAAAGAUGCGAUUCGCUACUCAUGGGAGCUUUUAACCGUAGUAUAUGGAUUGGACCCCCAGCGUCUCUAUGUCACUUAUUUUGAAGGCGACAAAGAGGGCGGCCUUGAGCCAGAUUUGGAAGCAAAGGGUAUUUGGAGGGAAGUCGGGGUCCCAGAAGAUCACAUUCUGCCAGGCAACAUGAAAGACAAUUUCUGGGAAAUGGGUGAUCAAGGUCCCUGUGGCCCUUGCUCUGAGAUUCAUUUUGACAGGAUCGGUGGCCGCAAUGCUGCCAAGCUUGUCAACGAGGACGAUCCCAAUGUUCUUGAAAUAUGGAACAACGUUUUCAUUCAGUACAAUCGCGAAUCCGACCGCUCCUUGAGGCCCCUGCCAAACAAGCAUGUCGACACGGGGAUGGGUUUCGAAAGGCUGGUUUCGGUCUUGCAAAAUAAACCUUCGAAUUACGACACCGAUGUCUUUACGCCACUUUUUGAAGCUAUCAGAACCGCAACUGGCGCCCGAGAAUAUCAAGGACUAUUUGGGAAUGAUGAUUCCGACGGUAUUGACACUGCUUACCGGGUUGUGGCUGAUCAUGUUCGAACACUAAUGUUCGCAAUUUCGGAUGACGUGAUUCCCAAUAACGAAGGACGGGGAUACGUCGUGCGGAGAGUAUUGCGCAGAGGUGCUCGAUACGCACGCAAAUAUUUCGGGGUCGAGAUUGGGGGCUUUUUCUCCAAACUUGUUCCAACGGUUGUUGAUCAACUUGGAGAGAUGUUCCCGGAAUUGGUGCUGAAACAAAAUGAUGUCAAGGAAAUACUUGACGAAGAAGAAAUUUCUUUUGCGAAGACUCUCGAUCGCGGCGAAAGGCAGUUCGAAACAUACGCCCAGCAGGCCAAACUCAAUGGCGGCGACAAACUAAACGGUGCCGAUGUUUGGAGACUUUACGAUACAUUCGGCUUUCCGGUGGAUUUGACUCGCAUCAUGGCAGAAGAGCGCGGGUUGCAGAUCGAUGACCUCGAGUUUGAACAAGCCCGUCUCAAGGCGAAAGAGGCGAGCAAGGGCGAGAAAAGGGCCGCAACUGGCACAGUCAAGCUGGAUGUCCAUGAUCUUGGAAAAUUGGAAAAUAUGAACGACGUCCCAAAAACGGAUGACUCGGCCAAAUUCGAGAGAGGAAACAUCACCGCUCAAAUCAAGGCGCUAUACCAUAAGAAUGCGUUUCACACAACUACGGAGGAAAUAUCGGAUGGAGAGCAAAUUGGUAUUAUCUUGGACCGUACAAAUUUCUAUGCGGAACAAGGUGGGCAAGAGAAUGAUACUGGCAGAAUUGUUAUCGACGGGAAGGCUGAAAUUGAAGUUGGUGACGUCCAGCUCUAUGCCGGCUAUGUCCUUCACACCGGCUUCAUGAAGUAUGGCGCCUUCGCGGUAGGCGACACUGUUAUCUCUGAGUAUGACGAAUUACGCCGCUGGCCGAUCCGCAAUAAUCAUACGGGUACCCACAUUCUCAACUUUGCCCUGAGAGAGGUUCUUGGAGAAGGGAUAGAACAGAAAGGAUCUCUUGUUGCACCAGAGAAGUUAAGGUUUGACUUCUCACACAAAGCAGCCGUCACCGAUGCAGAGUUGGAAAAGAUUGAGUCAAUUUCAACUGACUAUAUACGACAAAAUUGUGCUGUUUACUCACAGGAAGUCUCCCUUGCUGUUGCUCGCGAAAUAUCAGGCGUUCGGGCUGUUUUCGGAGAGACCUAUCCAGACCCUGUCCGCGUUGUUUCUGUUGGUGUGGAAUUGGAAGAGAUUCUGAAGAACGUCAAUGAUCCUCGUUGGAAAGAGGUUAGCAUCGAGUUUUGUGGAGGGACUCACGUUCAAAAAACCGGCGAUAUCAAGGACCUCGUCAUCAUAGAGGAGGCUGGAAUUGCGAAAGGUAUUCGCAGAAUGAUUGCAGUCACAGGCGAGGACGCUCAUGAAGUCCAACGACUAGCCAAAGACUUUGAGCAACGGUUGGAACGUCUACAGUCAAUGAGUCCGGGCCCAGAAAAGGAACAGGAGGCUAAACAGGUGCAAGUUGAGCUCAGUCGGCUAACGAUAUCUGCUGUGCACAAGUCAAGGCUUCGAGAACGUUUUGCAGCUAUCAACAAGCAAAUUCUUGACGGGCAGAAAGCGCAGCAGAAACUCGAUUCCAAGAGAGCACUUGAGACUGUGACAUCUUAUUUCCAGGCACCAGAGAACGCCGAGAAAUCGUGGCUCGUCGCUGAGCUCCCGAUUUCAGCCAAUUCGAAGGUUCUGAGCGAAACCCUCAACUAUGUCAAAUCAAAGAUGCAAGAUAAAACGGUGUACAUCUUGGCUGCAGAUCCUGACCAAGGGCGUGUUGCACAUGGCUGCCAUGUUUCGAAGGCUUUUUCGGAUCAGGGAGCUACAGCGAAUGACUGGGCGGCCGUUGUUUCCAGCGCAGUCGGAGGCAAGGCGGGGGGUAAAGGAGCCACUUGCAUUGGAAAUGGCAACAAUCCCGUCCAGGUUGAGGAGGCCAUUUCACUGGCGACUGAGUAUCUUGGUAAAUUCAAGAUUUAGUCCUUGUGCGUCGGUAUAUGGUCUAAUGAUAUAAAUGUCUCAUGUGGUUUGGUACAAUAUCAAACAGCUCGAAGGCCCGACCUCGCUUUUGUUUUCUUUUGGUUUGUUUGUUUGGAGCUAUGUCUACACGUAAUUUUACUGGGCUCAC
Aspergillus candidus is the source of this 3285-nucleotide messenger RNA. RefSeq names its product alanine--tRNA ligase. The record is from RefSeq and is a predicted model, not a curated record. The coding region runs from base 102 to 3137 and encodes 1011 amino acids. The transcript is spliced from 6 exons. Gene Ontology annotation, molecular function: aminoacyl-tRNA deacylase activity; amino acid binding; nucleic acid binding. Gene Ontology annotation, cellular component: cytoplasm; mitochondrion. Lineage: Eukaryota; Fungi; Ascomycota; Eurotiomycetes; Eurotiales; Aspergillaceae. Gene Ontology annotation, biological process: alanyl-tRNA aminoacylation; tRNA modification.